AAAAUGGUUUCCCUCUCGCCUUUCCCAGAUCACUCCUCUCUCCAAUUCAUUUUAAAAAAACAAGCGACACAAAAGAAGACAGGGCCAAAAAAUGGCAGAGGGGGACUGCGAAUUAAACGAGAAGCGAAAGAGAGAGAUCGCUAAAUGGUUUCUCCUCAACUCCCCAGCCGGUGAAAUCCAAUACAUCGCGAAAGAUUUGAGGUCGGUAUUGAAUGACGAUAAAGUGUAUAAUGAAGCUGCAUUAGAGGCAUUUGCUCUUUACAAUAAAUCUCACUUCAUUUGCCUUGAAUUACCUGAUCGAAGCGGAGAAGUUUUGGUUACAUCAUAUAAUGAGCUUGACGAGGAUGAGUUUCUUGAUCCUAGGACUGCACAGGUUGCGAUAGUUGACCAUGUUAAGCAAGUUUGUACAGAUAUGAGGCCCACAGCUGAUGAGGAACUUUCAUCACCGUAUAUUGAAGAAUUUCGUUGUGCUCUGGAUGCCGAAAUACUCAAAUAUGUUGCGGAAGCUUAUCCAAAAGGUAUAUGUUCUGUCUACUGUGUUAAAGGGAAGGACGUGGAGGGGCCGGGAUCUAAUUUUGAGUUUGUAGUGGUCAUUUCUGCUGUUAGAAAUAGCCCACAGAAUUUCUGCAAUGGAAGUUGGCGAUCACUGUGGAGCAUAGAGUUCAAGGAAGAUGUACAAAUGCUAGAAGUAGGAGGUGAAUUACAGGUGGGUGCCCAUUAUUUUGAAGAGGGAAAUGUUCAGCUGGAUGCAAAACAUGAAUGCAAAGAUGCAACAAUCUUUCAGGCCCCUGAGGAUUGUGCUAUUUCCAUAGCCAACAUUAUGCGUCAUCAUGAGGCACAGUACUUGGAAGCUCUUGAGGCGUCCUAUUCAAAUUUGCCAGAUACCACAUUCAAGGAUCUGCGAAGAAAACUUCCAGUUACUCGCACCUUAUUUCCAUGGCAUAAUACUCUACAAUUUAGCCUGACAAGAGAUAUCCAGAAGGAACUUGGAAUUGACAAGUGACUAAUACCAUGCCAGAAGUGUACACCUGUAUUGCUUGAUCUGUAAAGCCGAGAUAGUGAGAUCCCAAUAUACCACUCCAUUUUUUUUAUUUUUUUUUAAUCUUGAGCCUAUGUUUUCUUUUGAGGGUUGUUUGAUAUCUUGAUUAUAGUUAUUUCACCAGGUUUGAACACGCGAUCUCCACUGUUAGAGAUCUUCUAAUUUUUGGUGUGUAUACUGUACAAUUGAUAUAAAUUUUGUGUAGGGUACUCUUGUUAAUAAUCAUUCUUGUGAUGUGCUGUGAAAA
This is a messenger RNA of Populus euphratica (Euphrates poplar), 1286 nucleotides long. RefSeq names its product Subunits of heterodimeric actin filament capping protein Capz superfamily (gene CPA). Gene Ontology annotation, molecular function: actin filament binding. Bases 92 to 1003 code for a protein of 303 amino acids. NCBI's taxonomy places the organism in Eukaryota, Viridiplantae, Streptophyta, Magnoliopsida, Malpighiales, Salicaceae. Gene Ontology annotation, cellular component: F-actin capping protein complex; cortical cytoskeleton. Gene Ontology annotation, biological process: barbed-end actin filament capping; actin cytoskeleton organization. The record is from RefSeq and is a predicted model, not a curated record. The transcript has 10 exons.